This is a messenger RNA of Dendrobium catenatum, 1427 nucleotides long. RefSeq names its product U2 small nuclear ribonucleoprotein A'. Bases 169 to 1023 code for a protein of 284 amino acids. NCBI's taxonomy places the organism in Eukaryota, Viridiplantae, Streptophyta, Magnoliopsida, Asparagales, Orchidaceae. Gene Ontology annotation, biological process: mRNA splicing, via spliceosome. Gene Ontology annotation, molecular function: U2 snRNA binding; protein binding. The transcript has 8 exons. The record is from RefSeq and is a predicted model, not a curated record.
AACCUGUUCGAUUUUGCUAACCAAUACAUUUGACGCCACCGUUCGGGUUGAACUCUGUCUCGCCGCGCCUCCUAUCCGCUUAGGGUUCUGGAAACUGACGGAGAAGAAGAAUAGGAAGAGGAAGAAGGAGAUUCUUCUCGUUCUUCUGGUAGGAGUUCCCAGAGAACCAUGGUCAGGGUGACCGCCGAUCUCAUUUGGAAGAGCCCCCACUUCUUCAACGCUAUCAAGGAGCGUGAGCUCGAUCUUCGAGGAAACAAGAUCGCGGUGAUAGAGAACAUUGGUGCCACUGAGGAUCAAUUUGACACAGUAGAUCUCUCUGAUAAUGAGAUCGUUAAGCUUGAAAACUUCCCUUAUUUAAGUCGGCUUGGUACCUUGUUAAUUAAUAAUAACAGAAUUACCCGUAUUAAUCCUGAAAUUGGAGAAUUCUUGCCAAAGCUACACACUUUGAUCCUUACGAAUAACCGACUUGUCAAUCUGGUGGAGAUUGACCCCCUAGCAUCUCUUCCAAAGCUGCAAACUCUUAGUUUACUGGACAAUAACAUCACAAAGAAACCAAAUUAUCGGCUAUAUGUGAUCUUCAAACUGAAGAAGCUAAGGCUGCUAGAUUUCAGGAAAGUUAAACAAAAGGAAAGGAUUGAAGCUGAAGGGUUGUAUGCUUCUGAGGAAGCAGAAGAGGAGGCCAAAAAGAUACCUGCUAAGAAAUUUACUCCAGUUGAGGCUACCAAUUCUGCUGAUUCUUCGAAGGAAGAACAAAUUCCUAAAGUAGUUGCCCCUACGCAAGAGCAAAUUAUAGCCAUAAAGGCUGCUAUUAUUAAUUCUCAAACCCUUGAAGAAGUGGCAAGGCUGGAGCAGGCUUUGAGAUCUGGACAAAUUCCUGCAGAAUUUCAGAUUAUGGGAGAUGAUAAUGGGUUAAACGCUGGUGAAAACAAAGACGACAAAAUGGAGACUGAUGGUGACAAUGAGACCAUUGAUGCUCCAAACAAAGAAGAGGAUGAAAACUCAACCCCUAUUGAACAGGAUUAAGACUGGCAAUGAGCCAUGCGUGAGGACAGUUUUUAUGCGAGAGAUUUUGGUGUAAGAGUUUACCUGCUUGCUUUGCAGCAUUAGCUAUGGCCUUGGCUGUUUAUUCUUUAGCAGUGCUACUGUGGUGAUACGAUCCUUUCAGUUUUAAGACAUUGUGUAAGCUAGUAAAAUUUCACUGUGCUCCUACUUGCUAGGUUUUUAAUUGGUAGAAAUCCUGUACAAAUUUUUAAUUUUGCCUCACAGGACGUUUGUUCUUAAAUAUAUAUUAGUUAGAGAAAAUGAUGAUCAUGUGGGCCUCGUUGAGACGGAUUAAUUUUGACUUUUAUGUUUCAAACUGGCUAAGUUAUUUUUGAGUUGCUGUUUGUAUGUGACAUUUAUGUAGAACUGUUUUUUUCUUCGGAACA